AUGGCUUCAAACGAGGUCGUCUCCAACUCAACCCCAGCGCUAUACGAGUCCGGGCUCACGAUCCCCUCGGAUUCAGAAAACUACUCAGCCAACCAUGACUCUUCUUCAACCUCGUCAGAUUCACCGCUGAUCCUGUACAAGCCCUCAACGACACUAUGGAGUAUUCUCCGAGGUGCGGCAAUCAACCUGUUCCUCCCUUUCGUCAACGGCUUGAUGCUGGGAUUCGGGGAGCUCUUUGCGCACGAGGCCGCGUUCAGGUUAGGAUGGUCUGGAACAAAGGUCUUCCCCACGUAUCGGCGGUCUCGGCCCGUAGCUGCUGGUCUCGGGUUAUAG
Molecule: messenger RNA, 333 nt
Organism: Aspergillus mulundensis
Lineage: Eukaryota; Fungi; Ascomycota; Eurotiomycetes; Eurotiales; Aspergillaceae
Product: TOM13-domain-containing protein
Exons: 2
Coding region: 1-333 (110 amino acids)
Biological process (GO): mitochondrial outer membrane translocase complex assembly; protein insertion into mitochondrial outer membrane
Cellular component (GO): mitochondrial outer membrane
Source: RefSeq, a predicted model, not a curated record